This is a messenger RNA of Aspergillus terreus NIH2624, 1434 nucleotides long. RefSeq lists its product as uncharacterized. Lineage: Eukaryota; Fungi; Ascomycota; Eurotiomycetes; Eurotiales; Aspergillaceae. The transcript has 2 exons. Gene Ontology annotation, biological process: lipid metabolic process. The record is from RefSeq and is a predicted model, not a curated record. The coding region runs from base 1 to 1434 and encodes 477 amino acids. Gene Ontology annotation, molecular function: phosphoric diester hydrolase activity.
AUGUCUUAUCGUCCCGCCGUUGCCCCGCAUCUCUCCAACGCGUCUAGUACUGCGCACUCCGACAACUACACCAGCCAGUAUCGCGACAGCGGGGAGGAUGCGAUCGACGGCGACAAGAUCUACUCCCGCUUCGUGCUGAAUCAGAGCGAUCCCAGUCUCGAUCGCAACGCCGCUUCCGACAGCCUAUGGCAUCGGGGUCUCGCCGCCAUCUCUCCAUUCGCAUUCUCCGGCGACAAAGAGGCUGGUGAUGCCGUCCCCUUGCUCUCUGCCACUGAAUCUCAGUCAAGAACACCUCAUAAACGACGCAGAAAGCUCAGACUAUUUCGCUGCUUUCUGUAUCCCUUUCUAGGAUUUUUCCUCAUGCUAGGGAUCGUCCAAUUCGUCGCCAUUGCCUGCGGCAUCAUCGUCUCAUUCUUCCCUGACGAAUUCGAACGGGCCACCGACCGAUGGCGACGACGCCCCGGCGACCUCCAUGACGACAUCUCGCAUUGGCCCACGGACAUUUCCAGGGACAUCGUCCCCGUCGGCUGUCAUUCGCACAAUGACUACUGGCGAAAGGUGCCGCUCUUCUCGGCGCUGCAGGCCGGCUGUGUCGGCAUCGAAGCAGACGUCUGGCUGUUCCACGACGAUCUCUACGUGGGCCACACCACCUCCGCGCUCACGCCCAAGCGCACCCUGCGCACCAUGUACAUCGACCCGUUGCUGCGCAUACUCGACCAGCAGAACCCCAUCACCACCUUCCAUCCGACCCUCGACACGCCCCGCCACGGCGUCUUCGACACCAACCCCGCCCAGACCCUCGUCCUGCUGAUCGACUUCAAGACCGACGGCGUCGCCACCUGGCACCAGGUCGUCGCGCAGCUCGCCCCACUCCGCGAGCGUGGCUAUCUCUCCCACUUCAACGGCUCCGCCGUCGUCGCCGGCCCCGUCACCAUCGUCGGCACCGGCAACACCCCCUUCAAUCUCGUCACCGCCAACGCCACCUACCGCGACAUCUUCUUCGAUGCGCCGCUGGAGCUCAUGGCGGAGCGCGAGGCCGCUCCGCAUGAGAAGAAUGCGUCGGUGACGCGCUCGCGCUCCGCCGAGAACGCCGGCCAGGGCUUGUCGGGCAUCCCGGCUGCCGACAUCGCCCCCAGCUCCUUCAACUGGACCAAUAGCUACUAUGCCUCCGUCUCGUUCAAGAAGUCCAUCGGGCUGCCGUGGUCGCUACGGCUGGACCACGCUCAGAUCGAGAAGAUCCGUGCCCAGAUUCGCGGUGCCCACCGGCGCGGACUGAAGGUCCGGUAUUGGGGGCUGCCUGGGUGGCCGCGCAGUCUGCGCAACCAUUUGUGGAGUGUACUCGUCCGCGAAGGAGUGGAUGUUCUCAACGUAGAUGAUCUGCAGAGUGCGACGCGGCAGGACUGGAAGCCGAAGGUUUCGGACUGGUGGAAUUGA